This is a messenger RNA of Tyto alba (common barn owl), 1595 nucleotides long. RefSeq names its product starch binding domain 1 (gene STBD1). Lineage: Eukaryota; Metazoa; Chordata; Aves; Strigiformes; Tytonidae. The record is from RefSeq and is a predicted model, not a curated record. The transcript has 2 exons. Gene Ontology annotation, cellular component: membrane. Bases 31 to 1113 code for a protein of 360 amino acids. Gene Ontology annotation, molecular function: starch binding; glycogen binding.
GGGGGGGGAUCCCGCUGCCACCGCCCGGGCAUGGCCCGUGACCGCGGCCCGCCGGUCCUGCGGCAGCCCGGAGCCGCGCCGGGCCUGCUCCCCCCCGCCACCGCCACCGCCACCGGGGGCUGGGGCUGGGGCUGGGGCUGGGGCUGGGGCUGGGGCUGGCUGGGAGCGGGGCUGGGGCCGGCGCUGGUGCUGGGGCUGCUGGCCGCCCUCCUCGCCUGGCUCUGCUACGGCGGGGGCGGGCGAGGCGGGGAGGGCGGCGGCGAGGGGCCGCGGCGGGCGAGGGGCGAGGCGGCGGCCACAGAGGAUGAGGCGGCGAGUGGUGAGGGAGCGCUGCUGGAGGCCGAGCCUGCCGCCCCGUCCGGCCCGCGGAAACCGGGAGAGGAUCUGGUGUCUGUACCGAGGGAAGAGCUUAACCACGUCCUGAGUGGCGGAGUUUCAGGAGACCCUCUGGAGAAGGAGCAGCCGCUCCCGAAGCGGGCCGCUGCCUACUCCAGGGAACCUCCAGCCGAUAUGCCUGGCAGCCGGGCGGGUGACUCGGGACCCCAGGCGGGACAGGCAAGCGAUGGGUGGUGCGUGAUGAGCUCGGCAGGAGCCUCUGGCGACGUUUGGAAGGACAGAAGCGAGGAGCAGCCGGGUGAGCCGGCCGAGGGUAGGGACUUGGACCACGAAGAGUGGGAAGUUGUUUCUGAGCACCUGGCCUGGGGGGAGGCUGGGAAGAGUGGUGGUGUGGAAGACUCCGACAGCAAGGAAUGGGAACAAGGAGACUGCCCCGAUGGGGACCUGAGAGCAAAGAGAGUCGUGGCUGUGCCCCCCAUGUUUCAGAACAUCCACGUGACUUUCCGCGUGCACUACAUCACGUGCUCUGAUGCUCAGCUGAUCGGUGUUACAGGUGACCACGAAUGUCUCGGCCAGUGGCACAGCUACGUUCCCCUCAAGUAUGACAAAGAUGGCUUCUGGUCCGAAUCCAUUAGUCUGCCAGUAGACACCAAAGUAGAGUGGAAAUUUAUCUUGGUGGAGAAUGGGAAGGUCAGCCGUUGGGAAGAAUGCGGUAACAGGACCCUUGUGACUGAACACGAUGAUCAAAUUGUGCAUCAGUGGUGGGGAUACCAUUAGUGGGGUUUUGGAAGCUGCUUAUCUAACAGCAAACCUGCUUAGAUUUACCACAGAGCCCCUAAACUCUACCCUUUCUUCAGUAGGAGACCUCAAGUGCAGAGCUCUGUAAAGUCUGUCUCAAACCUGGUUAAACUGCAUGAGCAGCAGGUCCCUGCCAACCCCCCCCCCCCCCCCCCCCCCCCAGGAAACCCAUCAGCAACCUGAAAAGUCAACCGCGGGCGCGUCCUGACGGUGGGCAGGGCAGGCUGGGAAGGCGGGAGCGGCAUUCCGAGCAGCUGCCCGUCCAGGUAAAGCUGGACCCUGGAUUUGAGUUUGUGUUGCUUCGAGCGGGGCUGUGGGAUGCACCUUUGUACCAACGGCUUGGGGCUUUAGAAGUGUUCCAGGAAGCGUGGUUACCUGCACUGUAAUAGGCGUGUCAGUGUUUUAACUUAUGUCAUGUAUUGAGUAAACAAUAAAGACUUUCAGUCUGACAGUCCAUUACA